AUGGGCGCGGAGGUUAAGCGACGGCCGUCUUUUCCCUCCCUCUUCGCUUUCGCUUUUGGCCAGACGCAAAACGGCGCCGGCCUACCCCGCGCGCCACGUCGUACGAUAGACGCGCGACUGGUCAUCCCUGUCGUCGCUCUCGGCGCGCCCGACUAUGGGCAACAAGCCAGACCCAGCGACGCGGGUGCUGCUUCUUCCCCGCGCUCCAGCAUCUCCAUGGCGGCCACGCGACAGUCCGCCGCCGUGGGCUCUUGGGCCGCCGCUCACCAGAGAUGCGCUGCUCCAUGCCCCGUGCGCGCCCACCCGUCUGCACCCAAGCGCUUGCAUUAUUACGGCACAUGCCGUGUGCCAGGGGUCUGCUUCAGCUCCGGCGCAACGAUUUGCGCACCGCUCGCCAAAGCGCUGGGAACUCCGCGCGGGACGGCUUGCAGACUGUCGUCGUCGAGCACCGCCGCCUCGGUCCAGCCUUCAGGCCCUCCGCAUUCCACGAGCCAGGGCAUCCCUUUGCUCAUCCAGCCGAUCCCGGCGGAUCUCCCACCGACACUCGAUCGCUGCCCAUCACUGCCUCGCCCGGCAUGGCUGCUUCACGGCUGGCUGACGCCUCGUCCCCCAUCCAUGCGUCAAGCCACAAGCAUCAGUCCUGCGUCGCCGCGAACUGCUGCUCUCCCCUCCCCCCAAAACCCCUGAUCCAUGACGCGCCUCCCCCCGAUGCAGUCAGAUUGAUUGCCCUGUCUCAACGUGUGUGCCAUCGAUAUUAACGCCCCAUGAGACGCACCAGGCUAUCUUUAGCACCGCUGGGCCAUUUAUUUUUUUCUGACGAUAAUUUCAAUGUCAAUGCCACAGCACGAGGCCAGCGAAGCCAAAAGAAAGCGUUAUCGCGCUGCAGUCACCGCUUGCGCGCUUUGUUCGCGCGGCUCGCGGGCCGAGUCAGAAAGCGACCUAGGCCGGCACGCCAGCCCGGCGUAUAUUGUUUAGCAAGUCGCCGUUGCAAAGCAGGUCGAACCGUGCGACGGCGGGCUCGGAGCGACGACCGCGCGAGCCGUCGCUGGCCGGUCGCAAAACGAAACA
Messenger RNA from Aplosporella prunicola CBS 121167, 1068 nucleotides. RefSeq lists its product as uncharacterized. Lineage: Eukaryota; Fungi; Ascomycota; Dothideomycetes; Botryosphaeriales; Aplosporellaceae. The transcript has a single exon. The coding region runs from base 1 to 687 and encodes 228 amino acids. The record is from RefSeq and is a predicted model, not a curated record.